UCAGAGAGGAAGUUCGCGUUAACGGUGGAUGGGUCAUACGAAGGAACCCAGACCCACACAUUGAGCUCCUGCAUCUGCCCGACCUCCCCGGCCAGGUUCCACUACAUCAAGUACAACCAGUCUACGCUCACCGUGGCUCUGCCACAGCGGAGGCAGCUCAUCAGGUCUACAUCAAGUCAAAAUGAAAGGGAUAUGAAUGAAUCUGUGACUCUACCUCUGAACUCGCUUCCUAUACAAGAGCCAAUAACAAUAGCAGAGGACAGGACAAUUGACUUGUACACAAAGGCAAGUGAAUGGACUCAGGGUCUGUGUUUCAGGCCAAGGAACCUCGACGCCCGUCUGGGGUUUGACCUGUGUGCUGAUGAACAAGAUUUCCUGAGAAACCGGAGGAAGGUGGUUGCCGCUGCACUGAAGAAUGUUCUUCAUCUGGAGGAAGAUCUGCAAGAGCAUGAGGUGCCUAUCGUGGCUGUGACCACAGCAGGAUGCGGGAUAAGAGCACUCACGGCCAUGUACGGCAGCAUUUUGGGUCUUCAAAAACUGCGUGUUCUGGAUUGCGUUUCAUACAUCAGUGGAUCGUCUGGCACAACAUGGACAAUGACAAAACUAUACGAAGAUGCUGAUUGGUCACGUAAGGAUCUUGGAGAAAUGAUUAUUGAAGCUCGGAAGCAAGCAGCCAAGUGCAAGAUGGGGGCUUUCUGCUUGAGAAGCCUGAGGAAUUAUUACAAAGAGUUGAGCCAAAGGACCCAAGCAGGACAUAAAACAUCUUUUAUUGAUCUGUGGGGUCUCAUGAUUGAAUCCAUGUUAAAUGAUGGGAAAUGCCACCAUAGACUUUCUGAUCAACGUCAGGCUGUGAAUCAGGGUCAGAACCCACUGCCCAUCUACCUUGCCCUCAAUGUCAAGGACAAAGUUGCCACCAAAGAUUUUAGAGAGUGGGUGGAGUUCACGCCAUACGAGGUGGGUUUCCUGAAGUACGGCGCCUUCAUUCGUGCGGAGGAUUUUGGCAGCGAGUUCUUCAUGGGUCGCCUGAUGAAGAAACUUCCCGAGUCCCGGAUCUGCUUCAUGCAAGGAAUGUGGAGUAGUAUCUUCUCCAAGAACCUCUUGGAUGCCUGGCAUGCAGCUGACAAUUCAGAGGACUUCUGGCACAGAUGGACCCAGGACGAAGUGACUGAAAUAGAGGAACGACCAGACUUGCCUGAGAAGCCGUACGAGAUGGCUACGUGCAUGUUCACUCCCAUGAGUGGCCUCACCACGACUCUCCGGGACAUUCUAACGGACCGCCCUGCUGUCUCCAAGUACCACAACUUCCUGAGGGGCUUCCAGAUGCACAAUGAGUACAUCCAGCAUCAGCACUUCACCAGAUGGAAAGACACUUUGCUAGACGCUUCUCCUAAUGACCUGAGAGGUGACUCGGAGCACCUGGAGUUGGUGGAUGCAGCUUUCUUCUUUGAAACCAGCUGCCCACCCCUUAUGAGACCAGAGCGGAAGGUGGAUGUCAUCAUACACUUAAAUUACACGGGCGGAUCACAGGCCUUGCCCCUGCAGCAGGCUUGCAGAUACUUCUCAGAGCAGGGAAUUCCAUUUCCCAGCAUUGGGCUGAAGGAUGACGAGAAGAACCUGAAAGAGUGCUACAUGUUUGAUGGUGCAGACACUCCAGGAGCUCCUCUGCUGCUUUUUUUUCCAUUAGUGAACGACACUUUCCAAAGAUACGUAGAACCUGGGAUGUUACGUAGCGCUGCUGAAAUGGAGCAGGGCAAGGUUGAUAUCUCCAGUUUCUGCUCGCCAUACUCAACGAGGGAGGUCUCGCUGAAAGCAGAAGAUUUCAACAAGCUCAUGAAGCUGACUAAUUACAACAUCAUGAACAAUGAGAACAUGAUUCUUCAGGCCUUGCGCACGGCUGUGGCACGGAAGAAACAACCUCUGAGCCAGGCAGCAUCACAAGCCCAGACCUCUGCUUGA
Apaloderma vittatum (bar-tailed trogon) is the source of this 1956-nucleotide messenger RNA. RefSeq names its product cytosolic phospholipase A2 epsilon-like. The record is from RefSeq and is a predicted model, not a curated record. Gene Ontology annotation, molecular function: calcium-dependent phospholipid binding; calcium ion binding. The annotation marks the transcript as partial. The transcript has 13 exons. Gene Ontology annotation, cellular component: cytosol. NCBI's taxonomy places the organism in Eukaryota, Metazoa, Chordata, Aves, Trogoniformes, Trogonidae. Gene Ontology annotation, biological process: glycerophospholipid catabolic process.